GUGGCAGUUGCUCGCCAAGCGUUGUCUAAAUUUAGAGAAGACCAGGAGAGCCCCAGGCCAGGCCAAACAAGACGCACUCGUAAAUCAAGAAACCCAGGAAGACCAAGAUGGACAUAGAAUCCGAUUCGGACACCUCGGAGAGAUGGGAGGACUUUUUUGGCAGCACCACGGAGUUGGCACCUUCGCUGCUGGGCAUCUACGACACAUUGACGAACAGCUUGGCCGCGGGGGGCGUGGCAGCAGCGGCACCCACUGCGACAUCCCACGAACCGAAGGCUUCCAGCAGCGGCGACUCCACGCCGAAACGCAGCAACAGCAACUGCAGCAGCAGCAGCAGCAGCAGCAGUGGCACUUCCUCAUCGGGUGGCAGCUGCUCGAGUGUCCCCACCAGCGAUGACCAGACUGCCAGCUACACGCUAGCCAGCUCCAACCACUCCAUCCACUUGGGCCACCAGGAGCCGCCUGCACCGCUGGUGGUUGCGGGACUGCGCGACGAACCGGAUGGCGCUCAGCUGAGCCGCCUGGUGGUGCAGCGCAGGAGCCAGGAGCCGCAGGUCCACGGCAGCAGCAGCAGCCUAGCUUCGAGUGGCAGCAGCAGUCGGCGGGGCAGCAACAUCCGCGUCCUCUCCCCGAACGUCCAUCGGAUAAUCACGCACUCGGAGAUCCAACCGGUGGAGGCGGUGUCCGCCGAGGCACUCAAGCAGCACCAGCAGCAGAGCCAGAGGAGUCCCACCCAGGGAAGGUACAUUAAGACAGGAGUUAGUACCUCCACUCCGGUGGGUGGUUCCACGCCCAAGCUGAAGCUAUCCCACAUACCGCUGUCCAAGAUCACAGGGAAGCUAUCAACCCAAUCCGGCAGCGAACUGGUGUCCACCUUCGACUCCAGCAACGAGUAUCUGAACUCGGUGGCCUUCGCCGCCUUCGAGAGGUCGUCCAAGUCGCAGGACGAGGAUCGCACGCCCACCAACAAACCCGUGCCGGGAACUCCCUUCCACUUCGAUGGGCAUCCCUUCCAGGGAAGGAAACUAACCCUGCCCCGCUACGAAUCCCAGCAGAGCAUCAAGCUGAUCGAGAUGGAGCAGCUGGCGGCCACCAGUGCGCAGUUGCAGCACGCCCAGCCUGCCACUCCUGGAACCCCAGCCACACCCACUGCUAAACAGAAUCCAAGUCUGCAUUCAAAUCCGCAUCCAAAUCCGCAUUCAAAUCCGCAUCCAACUCCUCCCAAGCCGAAGGAGUUCGUGUGCAGUGAGCCACUGAGUCCGGUGGACAUAGUGGACACCAUCAACUUUGAUCUGGUGACGCAGCACAUUGAGAGACUCACGCUGGGUGAAACGGAGGAGUUGGAUCCGCGGACGGAACUCAUUGAAGCGGUGAACAAGACGCUGGUGAGCAAACCGCUGGUGAGGAGCUCCUCCGCCGCCUGUGCCUCCACCAUCUGCAGUUCCCCCUUGCUGACCUACGCCCGCACCAAGAGUCUGGGUGCCAAGGCGAGCACUUUGGGUGGAGGGGUGCCCCUCAAGCUUCCCACUGCCGAGCAGCUGGCCGAACUGGAGGAGGCCAACAAGCUAUCCGCGGAGAGUCUGGAUAGGUUAACCGAUAUCAAGCCCAAGUUUGCAGCCAGGCUGAGUGAGUUGGCCAGGCUGAACAACCGACCGCUGUCCUCCUCCUCCAUCUGCUCCACCUCCUCGAGCUCCAGUUCCGGAUCGGAUCAGCUGCUCAAUGGGAAGCUGACUGCCACCUCGUAUCUGGCCAGUGUGGAGAGUCUGGCGGAGAGCGAGAACGAGCUGGGGGAUCCCCACCACCCUCCAGCGAUGAGUGUCCUCGAGAAGACCUGUCUGGAGAUCGUGGACUCGGAGAGAAGUUUCGUCGAGGAUCUGGGUCAGGUGAUCAAGGGAUACCUCCUCGAUUGGAAGGAGCGAGCCUGUCUGCGCGUGGACGAAUUGCAAAUACUCUUCGCCAACAUUGAAGAGAUUUACGAAUUCAACUCGAUGCUCCUGCAGCGACUGAUCAACACGGGAAGGGAUCCCGGGAGGAUCGCCAGGUGCUUCAUCGACCUGCGCGACGGCUUUGAUGUGUACACAACCUACUGCACAAGCUACCCGGAAGCCAUCUCGCUGCUGACCAAGUUGCUGCAGGCCACGCACACCUACUCCCUGCUCGCCUCCACGCAGAAGCUCCUCCAGCACCGCCUGCCCCUCGGAUCCUAUCUCCUGAAGCCGGUGCAGCGCAUCCUCAAGUACCAUCUGCUGCUCGAUAGCCUGCGCAAGCACUGCGACCUGAAGGAGGUGGCCGAGGCCCACGUGAUCAUGCGCCAGGUGGCCCACAACAUCGACCAGGUGAAGCGCAAGCAGGAGCAGCAGAGCCGCGUCAAGGAGCUCUCCGGCAUUCUGGAUGGCUGGCUGGGACCAGAGCUCACUGUCCUGGGAGAACUCCGCCAAGAGGGCAUCCUGAUGGAGCAGCACAACAAGCAGCGGCUGGUGCUCCUCUUCGCCACCAUGCUGAUCAUCACCAAGCAGAAGGAGGACGGUCGGCUGCAGUUCAAGACCUACAUUUCGCAAAACAAUCUGAUGCUGAGCGAACACUUGCCCGGGGAGCCGACCAGCUUCUAUGUGAUCCCCUUCGACGAGCCGCGCCACCAGAUCAAACUGACGGCCAGGAAUCGUGACCAGAAGCGCGUUUGGACGCAGCACAUCAAAGGUGUCAUGCUGGAGAAGCUGGACAUUCCGAUGAGGGCCAAGGAGCUCGUCUACCAGCUGGGCAACGAGGAAGAUCGCACUCCAGAUCGCAGCACCUGGAAGUGGAGCCUCCACUCGGGCAGCAACUCCACUCCCACUUACUUGGAAAGGAGGAACGCCUGCAGGAGGAGCGAGAUCCGCCAGAGGAACUCCAAGUUCAAGCGGAAGACGGUGGCCAACUCGAGCUCCUUCGACAGCUUCAACGAGUCCCUGGAGCAGGAGGAAGAGUCCGUUGACCAGGUGAAGCCAUCGAAACCACUGGCCAGGAACAACAGUUUGGAUGAUACUGCGCUGCAGAAGCUGGCUGCCGCCAUGAGAUACCGAAAAAGAGAUGCUCCCGGCAAGGAGGAAGUUAAGACUCCGGUGAAGGAACCCUGCAAGUGCGGUCAGGAUGGCAAGCAGGUGGAUCAGGAGGAGUGCUCCUGCAUCCUUAGAGACCAACGCAGCCGAAGUGCCAAGUCCCAUUCGCCGGUCUUCAGCUACAAGGCGCUCAAGGAGCGCAGCAAGUCGGUACCAAGGAUCGGGGGAUUCAGCUUGGAUGAGGAGGCGGAGAGGGAGCGGGAACAGGAUGAGGAUAGUGCUGCUUCCUUGCGAGGCAGCAAGCCCGAUCUCAGCGAGCGGAAGACGAAGGGCAAGGGCUUCUUCGAGGUGAAGCAGUACAACCACAAGACGAUGCCCAAGAAGAUUGCCACCCUGAAGAAGCAGCGGGGCAGCACCACCAAGAGCUGCUCCAGGUUCUACAUGGAUCUCAGCGAGUUCGACAGCAGCAGCACCACUGUGCUCAAGAUCACCGAAUCCACAGAGGAACUGCGGCCGAGUGGGGAAAUUGAAGUGGCUCAGGAGGCGGAAACCUUGGACUACAGCCAAGAACAGGAGUCGGAUGUCCUUUCUCCGGCGGAGAAGUCCAAGCGGGAUGCGCAGAUCGUGUUGGAUUUGCUCAAAAACAACAAGGAAUUCGAGAGGAUCUACAACAAGCAGCAAAAGCGGAGGGAAAGUCCUGUGAGUCCAGUGAGUCCUGACAUUAUAGGGAAACCCCUUCUGCCACCGCCACGCCCACCAUCCCGAUCUCCACCGCCUCUGGAAGUGGAGGAGCAGCAGAAGAAGCGCGUGGAGGAGGUGGACUCGGUGGGCGAGGAGCCCAUCUACGAGACCCUUCUGCGCAACGUCCAUGUGCCCUACAAAUUCUCACCUGUUUUGGGAAGAGCUAAGUCCUCGCAGAUGCUGAAGAAACGAUCGAAGGCUGCUCCUGCAGUUCCACGCCCGGAAUCGGAUUACGUGACCCUGGUUUACUCACCCGAUGGAGUGUUGCAACGCGUGGGCGAGGAGGCAGUCCAUAGGGACAGCUGCAGCUCAUCCUCCACUUCCACUUCCUCCAAUGGCUCAGGAUCCACUCUCAAGAGGGACAGCCAAAACACGGUGAUCAAUCUCUCGAUGGAGGGAGUCCAGGAGCACGGAUCGCGUCCCCUGCCAAAGAACAUGGUGUCGGGAUCGGAGAGCUCCCUCUUGCCACGUGCCCUGAAAUCCAUUGACAACCUGAGCAUGGCCUUCGGUCGAUCCAACCGACCGCCGGAGCGCAGGGUCUCCGAUGUGAGCGAGAUGUGCCGCCAGAGCGUUCUGCACCGCCAGGGAAGCGAGGCGGUGGGCGAGCGGAUGGCCCACGUGGACUACGCCGAUCCGAAGACCCUCUUCGGAUUGGGAGUUCUUAACCACUCAGAGCGCGACUCGGUCUUCUCGCUGACCUCCUCCUCCAGCGACAGCAUGUGCGAGCAGCAGCGCAAGAAGUCCGGAGUGGAUGCGCCAUCUGCCUCCUUUGAAUACGAGCAGCAGGUGGAGGACAGUCUGGAGAACGACUUCCGGGACUCGGCCAUCUACAGUGAUGACAACGAGAAGCGGUCCGGGGACUACGAUGUGCAGCUGCGACGACCCAGCAGUCCUCCUCCGCCGCCGCCUCCUUUGGGUCCACGUCCCCAUCAACCGCCGCAGGUUGCCCCGAAACCCUCCAAGGAUCAGCUGCUCAUCCAGCAGAGAGCGGGUGUCGUCGUCUGCCAGUCGGCAUCCCGCAGUUGGGUCCUCCAGCAGAUCGAGAACUUCAACAAGUAGGAUCUGACAUCAGUUGAUCCUCCAACUACAAGCAUGAUCUAGAGAUCUUAAAAGAUCCUUACAAUUUAUCUGAGAUCUAUGGAUCUCAGUUGAUCCUCCAGCAGAUCGGGUAAUUUAACAAGGAGUAUCCAAGGAUCCUUAAGUGAUCCUAAAGAGAAACCUUUAUAAACAACCCAUUGCCAUAAACACAAUUCCUUUGUAAUUUCGAUAUGUAAAUAAUUAUAAGUGUUUAAUACACACUUCGUAUGCAAUGUUAAUCUUAGAUACCGUUAGUCGACUGUUUUAUAAUUAGAGCUUAGUUGCAUAACCGCAGAGUCAUUUAAUAAAGUUCAUAAUCAAUUGAUAUAUUA
This is a messenger RNA of Drosophila ficusphila, 5185 nucleotides long. RefSeq lists its product as uncharacterized. The coding region runs from base 108 to 4835 and encodes 1575 amino acids. The transcript has 8 exons. Lineage: Eukaryota; Metazoa; Arthropoda; Insecta; Diptera; Drosophilidae. Gene Ontology annotation, molecular function: guanyl-nucleotide exchange factor activity. The record is from RefSeq and is a predicted model, not a curated record.